This is a messenger RNA of Plasmodium gonderi, 10380 nucleotides long. RefSeq lists its product as hypothetical. NCBI's taxonomy places the organism in Eukaryota, Apicomplexa, Aconoidasida, Haemosporida, Plasmodiidae. Bases 1 to 10380 code for a protein of 3459 amino acids. The transcript has a single exon. The record is from RefSeq and is a predicted model, not a curated record.
AUGAUGAAAAUGCUGCUGUAUGAAAGCAUCAGAGGGGAACAGAAAAGAGAAGAUAAAGACAAAACACUGAGUAAGAAUGUAAUAAAUGAAAAUAAAAAAAAAUAUGAUAGGCAUAAACUGAGAGCCAUUUUGAGGAAAUACAUUCGCCAUAACAAUAGACUUCUGAACUACCACAAAUAUAAAGAAGUAAUAGAUAAUUUUGAACCUUUUAAGAAUGUUUUCAUUAUUUAUAGCAAUAGUUUUUUCAAUAAAAAUAAAAUUUUUAAUUAUAGCUUUCGAUAUUCUAAAAUUUUAAAGAUACUAUACUUGAACGAGAAGGGAAAAAGACUCAUAUAUGGAGAUAGCAAUUAUAUGAAAGAAAAUACCCUAACACGAAAUAAGAAAGGUAGAAACAAUGAAAAAAUAGGAUUAUUACUAGAUGAGAAGAAGAUUUCACAUGAAAAUAAUUCUAAUGAAGAUAAAAAAUAUGAAGUUAUUAAUUUUUUUUAUAAUUUAAAAAAAAGUGAUUUUGAAAAAUUAGACAAAGUUAUUGAUAAUAGUCGAAUAACUUUACCAUUAUUUAGCUAUUUCGAUAUAUAUCUAUUUAGUAAUAACAAAAAAUUAAAAUAUGAAAUUAAUAAAAAUAAUAUUAAAUAUAUUGAUAUAAAUUCGAUAUUAUAUUACCUUUACAUCCCUGUCAUAAUUUCAUACAUCCACCUUAAGGAUUUUCAUAAUGCUAAAGUUAGAUUCUAUGAAUACAUUUACAUGAAAAGGAAAUUUAAACAAAUAAAUAAAUACUGUUCUGAAAGUGAAAAAAGGAAAUUAAAAUUAACCACCUUAAUUUCAUCUCAGCUUAAAAAUAAAAUAUAUAAUUACUAUGACACAUUGUUGUAUGAAAAAAAAGCAUCAUCUCCCUUGUCUAAGGGAAAUGAUGAAAAGAUGAAAAAAAGUCUUAACAAAACUAAAACGAAAAAUGAUAAUAAAAUUAAAAUAAAUAACGAAAUUAGCAGAAAAAGUAAAAAAAAACAAAUCACAACAAUUAAUUGUAAUAAUAGGGGCGACUCGCAUAAGAAGGAGCGUCUAUGGUAUAGCAGCACUUUUGCAUUUAAGAAAAGUAAAAGGAAAAAUUCUUUUUUUUCACCAAGUGAUUGUAUCGUCGAUUAUGACAGCUCACCAAUUAAUCUCACAAACGGGUUAAAAGAUACAAAGGAGAAAAUCUACGUAUCUUCCGUGAAAGAUUUUAACAGAAAGGAAAGUAAAAUAAAGCAAGAUAUAUUUAAAGAAAGUACUAUUUCUGAAGAGAGAAUUGUCGAAUGUAUUACAAAAGAUGAAAUUGAAAAGAACGACAUUGGUAAGUGUCAUAGGAGGGAUGGGUAUGAAGAGGGAGAUAAACAAGACGCGCACUCAGAUUCUGGAGUGACCAAGGAGGAAAAUCUUUGUUUUAAGAAGAGAAAUAUUCAUUUCCAUUACACAUGUAAAAGGAGAAUCCAUAAACAUGAAAAAAGAAAAAAAAAAAAAAAAAAAAGGAAUGAAUAUGAAUAUGAAUACUUAAGCAUUGAUGAAUAUUUACUAUUCCUAAAAAUAAAACAUAAGGAGAUAUCACUAGAAAGGUUAGCAGAUGUUGUAAAAAAUAGUCCUUUAGAAGAAAAAAUAUGCAGAAUAAAGAAAUUCAGAAAUAUAAUGAAUAUAGAACAUAAUGAAAAAAAAAAUGUAUAUAAGAAAGAAAAAAUUUUAAAGAAUUUGAUAAAAAUUAAGGAUAAAAAAUAUUAUUUCUAUAACUACUUUUUCGAUGUCUUAAUUUAUUUUUCGUAUUUUAAACAAAUAAACAUUAUAGAGGGUAUAUUAAUUAUGGCUCUCAUGUAUAGCAAAUUGAAUUUUUUGAAUAUUUCCAUUUAUAUAUAUAAGAAUGUCUAUUUGUACUUUUACUACAUUUUCGAUAGUUAUCAAAGAAAGUGGAAAACCUUCGAUAUAAACCACAAAAUGAAUAAAUUGAACUCGUUCAGCAUAAGAGACAAUGUACACGGAGAUGUUGCAUGUGCAAAGCACUCCAAUGAAAUAAAGGAUGAAGUUGCAAAAAUGAAAAAAGAGAGAAAAAAAAAAAAAAAAAAAAAAAAAAAAAAAAAACAAACCACAUUGGUGACAAGCAGUGGAGAAUUCCUUAAAAAUUGUAAACAGGAUAACAUUGAAGAGGGGAAGCUUUGCCCGAUCCGAUCGUACAUUAGCGGGGCUGCUACAAGUGCUAGCAAAUGUUUUCAUGAAAACGACAGUACCAAUGUCCCCCAUAGCAGUAACUGUAUUGCUGGAGAAACGGGAAGAUUAGAUAUUCAAGGUAAAGCUAAUCAAUUCAAUGGGAUGCAUACACAUUAUAUGAACAAUGGAGAUGAUGACAAUGAUAAUGAUAACUAUGGAACAUGUAGCAUGUACGACGAAUCUGUGGUAUACAUAUUUAACAAUUUUGUGAAUCAACUAAGAAACAAUAGCAACUUUUAUUUUAUAACAGACUGGCAAGAGGAGAAUUUUUACUCUAAAUAUCGAAAUUAUUCCUUCUUAAAUAAUUCAUUUAACUCACCACACUUAAAUUAUAUUAAUGACAUAGUUGUCGAAAGUAUUAUAAAGAAUGCUAUAUGUUUUAGUUACAAGUAUAUUUUUAACGGAAUAAAAAAACAUAUUUUAAUUUACCUUAAUUUAAUAAAUUAUAUAGAAACAAAAUAUAUGUUUUAUCAAAAUAAUUAUAAUAUAAAAAAUUUAAUUUAUCAUUUAUAUUUGGAUAAAAUCAUUAAAUGUUAUGACAGUAACCUUUUCACAUAUGAAAAAAACUUGUAUGUACUAAAAAGAAUUAUUUUUUUAGAUAAUAACAUAAAUUUGUUUCACAUAAAUGAGAAUUAUUUAACGAAUGAAUAUUGUCUAAAAUCAUUAUUUUUUAAAAUAUAUCUUAAUCUUUAUAAAAAUGAAUCCAUACAUUUCCAAGACAAAACUAUAAAGGGGGUCUUUCGAUGUUUACCCACAAAUAAUGAAAUCUCCAUUAUUGAUGAAAAUAAUUUAACAUACUCAGAAAUAAUCUAUCAAUACAGAAUUAACAUACAGGGGGACAAUGACCAAGACAACAUACUACACUCUGAAAUAAAUUUAAAGAAGGAAAGAAAUUGUGAACAACUGAAGCCAGAGGAAGAUAAACUUGCUUUUCCUCACAUAGGAAUGUCUUAUUCCUUGUCAGAGAAUAAAACAAAUGGAACAAAUGUUACAUCUAAAAGCAAUUGUGUUGAAGGAAAUUAUCUGUUGAAUUGCAACUCACUAAAUGUCACUUUCGCUGAUUCCAAUUACAAAUUGAACAGUAGACAGGAGCCUAAUUACUGUGCACAAAAAAGUUAUUUAACAAACAGUAGUAUGCAUAUGCAGAAGAAGGAAGAAUAUAAAAUUGAACAUGCAUAUAAUGUGAAUAAUAACAGCAAUAGGGAUGAUCAUAAAUUGUUUAUCAAUUGUAAUUAUCAAAAGGGGGUGAAUAAUUGCCCUUAUAGCCAUACCUUAUCAUCUGAUGGAGGAAUAUUUGAUAAUAAGAAAAGGUACAACUCCGAUGUUAUUUUAAUGAGAUCAGAUCCGAUUAACAACAAUAUCCUAUCGAUAGAUAAUUUGAACUCAUACUUUUCUAAUAAUGUUAAUGCAAAGAGAGAAUGUGCUUAUAACGAAUUGAACAAGUACAAAUCGGAAAAAUUGAGACAUGCCUCGUGCGAUAAUUUAGACAUAAAGGAAAAAAUGGUUAAUACAAGUAUCCAAAGAAAGAAUGAUAAAUUUAUUGAAACCAUUUUUAAAAAAAAUAUUAAUAAAAAUUUAUUUGGAAUUAAUAAAAGUAUAAAUGCAGAUAAUACGUACGAUGAUGCUAAUGAUGGUAGGAAUAAUUUUAAGAAUUAUACGUUAAAAAAUUUUUUUAAUUUUCCAAAUAAUGAAUUAAAAAUAUUAAUUUAUAAUUUUUUGUACUUGUACAUUUUUGAUGAAUAUAUAUACAUCAAUACACAUAAAAAGGACAUAAAUGAAUAUUUCAAUUUUGUAAAUGUGUUAAAAAAGAAACAAAAACUAAGGUACAACUUUUACAAUUUUUUAUGCAAAUCGUACAAUGAUAUUGGAAAUGAAAUAUCUUGCUACAAAAAAUACCUGAAAGAAAAGUAUUUAAAUAAAAAUAAAAAAAAGGAUAAUAACAAAAUGACGUAUAAUUCCAUGUUUGGAGAAAAGACAACCAUUCCUGAUAAUAUGAAAAAAGAUAUGAAUGAGAAAAGUAAAAUGAAAAGUUCCAAAAAAUUGUCAAAGAAAGGGGAAGAUUAUAAAAUUACUAGAGAACACAAAAAAGAACCCCCAUCCCCAAUGACCUCCAUUAUCCUAUUAAAUAAUAAAAAAAAAAAUUAUAAUUCUAAAAUUAUAAAUUUGUUGAGAGAUACAUAUAAAAAAAAUUUCAUUAAUUAUCAUAUGAAAAUAAAUAUAGAAAAAUAUGAACACAUUUAUUUCCUUUUCAUGAUAACGGAAAUGUUAUCAUUCAUAUUCUUACCAUAUAUCAAUAUGCAUUAUGCGUUUACAUACAUCAAGUGUUAUAAAAAUGGGAAUGAUAAUAAGUUUACCACUAUUGAAAGAUUUAGACAAGAAAAUAGAAAUCUAUUAUGUGAAGGAGAUAGUCCGAAUGACACUGAAGAAAUGAACAUAGUUAUUAAUCACCAACAGAAUCGUACACAUAUACGAAGCCGCACAAACAAACGAAAGAGGUUUCUGAAAGAUGAGAAGAAGGGAAUUUCCACAAGUAUUUAUAACAUGUUCAAACUGGAUAAAGGAAAAAACUUAUUUAAUUUUUUAAAUAAAGAGAAAAAUAAUUAUUCCGAUUCUGAAGAUAUUAGGAAUAGAAAAAUAUUUUAUAGAAAGAAUACCCUAAGUAAUAUUAAAAAUGAGACAGCUUAUAUGCAGAAAUAUUCUCUAUUCAAUGAGAAAAGAGAAAAAUGGAAAGACACACUAUUCAUCAAAUCUAACCCAUUUGAACUGAAAAAAAAAAAAUAUAAAAAAUAUAGUCACCACAUGGAUGACAAUAAUUAUUAUAUAACUUUAUGCAAUGUUCAUCAAGUUGUACAGCAAAUUAGAAGAAGCAAAAAACGAUUAACUUUGCAAACAAAAAAUUGUAUUGAAAAUUUUAUCCUUUAUAAUGAAUAUUAUCAAAUUGAUACAUAUGAAUUGAAUAAAAAAUUUCAUAAUAAAGGAAAAUAUUUCCUUAUAAAAAAAUAUGAAAAAAUUAUAGCCCUUGCCUUUUACACACGUUUUAAUACUUAUUUGAUAUUUUCCCUAUAUCAAAGGAUAGCAUUACUGAAUUUUCUUUACUCAAAUUAUCAUUUGGUCAUUUCAAUUUUAAGAUAUAUUAACCAUGUACACUGUAAAUUGAUGAACCAACAUUCGAACAAUCGUUUUUUGUCCACACAGAGAUCAAGAAUGAAGUGUGAUAGGGAACUCAAUUUAUCUAAUCAAGGUAAUAAAAUGAAUACAGAGCAAGGUGAAAGGGAAAAAACAUUUUUCAUGGCAGAUAAGCAAGACUAUACAAAUUAUUAUCAUCCCUUCUUCUAUAUGAAAGAUGAAGAUAUUCCCUAUGAUGAUUACAUAAUUAAUACAUACAGUACGAAUUAUAUAUAUGAUAAAAAUAAUGCACAAUAUGAUAAAAGUAACACAAUGACAUCCUUAAAAACAUUUUAUGAAAAUUUAGGUUAUAUAAAAUCCUUCCGAUUUUCCAUUUUCUUCGACAUAUUUUUUGAGCUAAAGGUAAAUUUUAACCAUCUUAGAAGUGCAUAUAUAUGCGUCCAAAAUUCUUUGAAGUAUUUAUUCUUCUUUUUGAAGAAUUCCCACAAAUUUAACUUGAUCCUAGAUGUGCACCCGAGAAAGGGAAAACGUGGAUUCAGAUGUGAAAUUGUUAAUGAAACGACAAGUGACUUAAAUAACCAUUCUGAUAAAAAAGAAUAUAUUCCACAUGUCAAUCGAAACAAUAGAAACCAAAACGAAACAUGGAAAGUAAAAAAUAUAAAUUUACAAAGGCUCCCCACGAUAAAUUGUACUAGUGGUGCGAUGACUUCAGGAAAGUUUUCGCAAAAUGAAAGGAGGAAAAGUACUAUUGAACAUUCAAAUUUAACAUGCAACGAAUGGGAUGCACAAGAUAAAGAACCGUUUUAUGAUACAAAAUAUAGAAGGCCUGUGGAUGAAAAUUACGAAUUUGCUAACAAUAAUAUAUGUCCAAAUGAAAAAUGGAAUUCUGAUAAUGUUCAUUAUGAUGAUUGUUAUUUAGAAAAUAAUAAUUCGUCCAAUAUUUCUAGUCCAUAUUUCAAAAAGGAAAUUUUUGGCACGAAUAAUGAAAAUAAAAGAAAUACCUUAACCAAAUGGAUAGAUGAGGAAUGCCAUAUGUUCGUUCCUAAAAAUGAUAUAAAUAAAUUAAGAAGUAGUAAACUGUUUUAUAUUAUUGGGAUAUCAUUACUAAAGCAAUUGAACACGAACUAUUAUUAUGACAAUAUAAAAGAAAUAAACCUAAUUUAUGAAAAUGAUUUGAUAAAUAAAAAAAUAAAUAUAAGUAAUCUUUUAAAAAAUAAUUACACAGAUGUGUUAAAUUUGAGUUACAAAUAUAUUAUUAAAAGUAUUAAAACAGAUUCUAAUAGUCUCUUAAGUUAUUACUAUCUUUGUAUCAUUUACCUAUACAAAUUAAAAAUUAAGAAAUGUAUAUAUAUAUGUAAAAAUUUCUUGCUCAAAAAUUCCCACAACUCUUAUGCCUUCCCAUUCUUUUUAUUAAAUAUAAUAGUAACCAGUUCGAGGUGCAUUCAAAUGGAUAUAUAUUCUGCACGAGCAAGGAAAAACAUAUACAAUGAUAUUACUUAUUUCCCAAAAAUGUUUCAAAAAAGAAAUACGCGUGAUGAUUAUGCCAAGUCAGCUACCAGUUAUAAUCAUAAAAAUUAUGACAAGGAUGAUUUGUUCAUUAAAAAUUCGAACAUUUUUGACAGAUACGACGAAUAUUAUAAAGAAUUUCUUAAUCAGCUAAAAUUCAGUGUCCCUAAAUUUUACCAUUCUAUUUCAAGUCUGAACAAUAUGUUUGAUGAAGAUGAUGAUGCUGAUAAUAAUAAUGAAAAUAAUAAUGAUAAUAAUAAUGAUAAUAAUAAUGAUAAUAAUAAUGAUAAUAAUAAUGAUAAUAAUAAUGAUGAUGAUAAUGAUGAUGAAAAUAAAGGUGGAUAUAUAAACCAUUUUUGCAACUUUGGGAAUUCUAUUAAUUGCAACGAGCCCUUGAAAAAAAUGCACUAUGCCAAUUUGAAAAAAAAUAAAUAUGUUUACGAAAGAGAAUCUAAUAACAAAAGUAAAUAUGCAAGUGAUACAGAAGAUGUACUCAAAAAGGAGCGUGUUGAUCAGCAUGAUGAGAAACAUAUGGACAGGAAUUUUAAAAUAAUAGAAAGAAUAUCUCCAAAGUCUAAUAGUACAUGUAACAAAUUGAAUGCACAAAGUAUAACAUACACGCCACAUUAUAUGCACAGCGAUGGUAAUGCCCAAAGUAGAUCACUUAAUAAUGAAUGUUUUCUAAUUCUUACCAAAGCUAUUAACUUUUUUCCAAAUAAUUUUUUUUUUUUUUACAUAUAUUUGUAUUAUUUAAUUAAUUUUUUUGUAAUGUAUGAUGUUUUAUUUUGUUGGGAAAAAAAUACAGAAGACAAGAAGAAAAAAAAGACUUGUCCAAAUACUCAUUUGAACAAUUCAUUAUUGAAAAGAAUUUCACAAAAAUGCAACUUACAAUCCAUCCCAGAUACAAACCAAAUAACUUUAGAUUAUUUCGAUUCUUCGGGUGAAGGAAAAAAAGGAGAUACAAAUCUUAACCAUUUGUAUAACGCUAUAUUCGACUCAGACGAAAUGAAUAACGAUGAUAAUGAAAAAAUUUAUUCAAGUGAUGAAACUGAAAAAGGUAACUUUCUAAAUGGAGAUAGUAAUUCGAUUCGAUUAUUUUCUAAUGUGCCAUUUAAUCUUAACAAGUUUACGAACUUGACUAAGGGGAAGAAAGCAGGAAACAUAAUUUUAACAAAUACUAUUAAGGAAGAAAUUGACAAAAUUCAAACUUCCUUAAAAAUUUUGGGAAAAAAAAGCAACUCCAUAGGUAUGGAGUCUAGAAAUAGAGACACCAAAUAUUCAGCUCAUCGCAGGAGGAAAGACAAAGUAUCUGAGAUUACCCUGAAUAGUGGAACUAUGAACAAUAUGAAUCUUACUACAGUAAAUUGUAAUUGUAAUUCUGAUGCAGUUUAUGAUAAAAAGGAUGGAACAACUCACCAUAAAAAUUUCUUGGAUAAUCCACAUCUUACUGAACGGACAGAUUUUGAUCAGCACAACGAAUCGAGGGAUGUGCAUGUUAAGGUGAAAAACAAGAAAAAUGAGAAAAUUCAAAGUAAGGAGAAAAAUGAAAGAACCCAAAGUAAGGAAAAAAAUGAAAGAACCCAAUGUAAGGAAAAAAAUGAAAGAACCCAAUGUAAGGAAAAAAAUGAAAGAACCCAAUGUAAGGAAAAAAAUGAAAGAACCCAAAGUAAAGAGAAAAAUGAAAGAACUGUAAAUUAUCAGAUUCCUUAUGAUACCUGCUGUUCAAUCGGAAUGAAAAAUAACAUAAAAAGAAGUGAAUAUAUUGACAUUAGCAAAAUAAAUUUGCUACCCUGUGCAAUACCCAUAUUACUGAUAUUAUAUAAAUAUAUCAAUCAAAAAAUUCAAAAAAAAAAAAAUUCUGACAUGUGUAUAUAUUUUUAUCUAAACAAUAUUAUGUCAUCUAUUGAUUUGGAUAAAAUUAAGUGCGAAUUGCAUGAAAAGGAUGAUAGUGAUCCGUUUUACACUGGCGAGAUUGACAACUCUAAUUGUUUCUUUAGCUACUCCAAAAGGAACAAUAAACUGUAUAGCAAGAAUUACGACUUUUUGGAAAAAAAUAAAAGUGGCACGAUUAAUAGAAGCUGCUCCAUGAACAUACCUAGAAGUGUCAACAAUAUUAGAACCCAUAAUUGGACGAGUGGUAAUAAUAAUAUGGAGGAAAACAAUAUCCCUCAUAAUAGUACGAAUAGGAAGGGAUUACGAAAAAUUAGUCUGAAAAAUGUGUACUUGGAAGCAAUCACCUGGAUUAGUUUGAGUGAAAUUUUAAUUUACUUGAAGGUAAGUGCAAAGUUAAUUAUUUAUUUUUUUAACAUUAUAGACACAUAUAUAAAACUUUAUCUAAGUAUAAAUAAUAACAACAAUUAUUACAAUUAUGAGAAUAUUAGUUUUUUUUACAAUUUAACGCACCAAUUUAUGUGCUUGAAAUGCUUAUACUUAUUUUAUUUAUAUGCAAAAUGUAUAAAAAAAAGAAGAAAAUAUUCAGAUAAUCUUUUUAUGAACAGAAAAAGAAUCAGAAUAUAUUAUGUGCCUCAAAUGAUAAUAUCACCUUUUAAGAAUGUGGAAAAAAAAAGGAAAAAGAACAAGUUAUUACUACAUAAAAAAAAUUUAUAUACAAAAAUUCUCUUUUUCGAAAAUGAAUACGAGUUGCAUACUUCUAGAAUGAAAUUGUGUGAUCACCCACAAGUCCGAGUAGAUAACAACUACAUCUACUUCAGUGAUAAAAUAAGUGACAAUGAUUUUAAGUUGCCAUUUCAUAUCAAUCAUAAGAAGGAAUUAAGGGGGAAAUUCUGGCUCUUAUGGAGAAAAACAGAAAAGGCAGACACACAAGGUAGAGGAGCAGAAAAAGGAGGAACAGAAAAAUACGAAAAAAAAAACCUUCCAAGAAGGAACACUGAAAAGGGCAACUCUCCAAAACAGAUCACAGAUAACGGCGUUAAAUGGAAUAUGAUCAGCAAAGGAGAAGUAAACAGCAAAAUGAACAAAAAAAGUAUGAAUAAACUGUAUGCCGAUGAAGAAAAAUUAUUUAAUUCCUUUCACAUUGAUGAUAAGAGUGACCAAAAUAGACAUAAAAAAUAUCAACUUGUAAAAAACAUUAAAAUUUAUAUAUCUUUAAUGAGUAAAAUUUAUUUUAACGAUAGAAAAGUUAACAUUUUGUAUGCAAGGUAUUAUUUUUUAAAAAAAAAGUACCAAAAAGUUAUCACCAUAUUAUCAUUACUAAAUAAACAUUACAAAAAAAAGGAUUACUUCAUUAGAGGAAAUAAAAAACCCUAUGUUCAGAGCGACAAGAAAAAAAAUAUUCAUAAUUCGACUGAGGAAAACACAUACCCUAAUGAGGGGUAUCCGUUUCAUUUAAAUAACCAAACCGAUUUCAUCUAUGAAUAUUUAAAUAUAUAUAUGUAUUACCAGUCCUUUGAAAAAUUACAAAACUAUAGGAAAUCGAAUUAUUACAAGCAUAUUCUAAAUGUCAUUUUUUUAAACUGUCCCCUAAUACCAUUUUCUCUAUUUCCGUUUAUAAAUUUGUGA